Molecule: messenger RNA, 522 nt
Organism: Guillardia theta CCMP2712
Lineage: Eukaryota; Cryptophyceae; Pyrenomonadales; Geminigeraceae
Exons: 9
Coding region: 1-522 (173 amino acids)
Source: RefSeq, a predicted model, not a curated record
AUGAAAAGCAAUACAGAGCAGAAAGCUGCUUUCAUGCGCAGCUUGUGGCAGGGUUUCUUGCCCGUCAUGGCAUACGCGUGUUCAUCCAUCUACAUGGUAAUCUCGCAAGCUUACGUGCUCAGACACAACAAGGCCAAAGAUGUCAACUACUCAACUCUCCUUCUCAUGUACCAGAACAUCUGUGGAAUCAUGUUGUACUUUCCUGCCGUUUACCUCGGGUGGCAGACUUUCGCUUUCUUUGACACAAAGGCUGCAUACAUUAUGCUUCCAAACAGCGCCCUGUUCGCUAUCAUGGUGUACUCUUCAACGCAAGCAAUCAGAACCCUUGCCGUUCCCAUGAUGUCGAUGCUAAGGAACUUGGCUCCCAUCACCAUCACCCUGGGUCCCGCGCCCUCCAACGGAGUUCUCUUCAGCAUGGUCCUCCUUAUCUUCGGCGCCUACGUCGCUGCCCUCAACGACCUUGCCUUCUCUCUUGAGGCCAUCUCCUCGUACUCCGCAAACUCAAGCUCAACAAGGAUCUGA